Molecule: messenger RNA, 2031 nt
Organism: Lithohypha guttulata
Lineage: Eukaryota; Fungi; Ascomycota; Eurotiomycetes; Chaetothyriales; Trichomeriaceae
Exons: 2
Coding region: 1-2031 (676 amino acids)
Biological process (GO): regulation of DNA-templated transcription; sexual reproduction
Cellular component (GO): nucleus; Tec1p-Ste12p-Dig1p complex; Ste12p-Dig1p-Dig2p complex
Molecular function (GO): DNA-binding transcription factor activity
Source: RefSeq, a predicted model, not a curated record
AUGGCGCAGUCACAAAAGCCUGAGACUUUCAUGCUCUCGAGUGAAGCCCAGCAGAGUCUACCUCAAGAUGCACAGGUUGCACUGCAGCAGGUAGAUAACCUAAAGUACUUCCUCAUUUCUGCUCCUGUCGACUGGAAUCAAGAACACCUCAUCCGUCGAUUCCUCCUCCCGACUGGCGAAUACGUUUCCUGUGUACUGUGGAACAACCUCUUCCAUGUCUCGGGCACAGACAUUGUGCGAUGUCUGUCUUUCAGAUUCCAGGCAUUCGGUCGACCGGUUAAGAACCCUAAGAAAUUCGAAGAGGGUAUCUUUUCAGAUCUCAGAAAUUUGAAAGCAGGCACAGAUGCAUCUCUAGAAGAGCCAAAGAGUCCUUUCCUAGACUUCUUGUACAAGAACAACUGCAUUCGCACACAAAAGAAGCAGAAAGUCUUCUACUGGUACAGUGUUCCGCACGACCGACUCUUCCUCGAUGCACUGGAAAGAGACUUGAAGAGGGAGAAAAUGGGCCAGGACGCAACCACCAAAGCCAUUGCUGAACCAGCUCUGUCCUUCGAGUUCGACUCAUCUCAGUCACUGUUUGAGCAACUGACGAAAGCUCAACAAACUCAAUCCUCGUCGUUUGCAGGAUCAAAUAGCAUUUCAGCGCAACAGCCCAGUCAGUCUCAAUCCACAUCUCCUGUUACUAGAGCGAUCGAUUCUAUGCCGCCUCCACAGAUGCCCCAGCAAAUGCUGCCACCACAGCCACCACGGACACAAGAGCAGUACCACCAACCGUCAUAUACCACCAUGCCCAUGCAACAGCAAAUGACACAUGAACCACUAGGUCAGCCAGUUCACCAGCAGGAUUAUGCUCAACAGAUGUACUACGAUCGGAACAAUCAUAUGCGGCAUUCGUCUAUGCCUGCCUUUAUGGAGUAUUCUCCUGCCCCCUCGUUUGUCUCAUCGCACUACGACAGCUUCAGUGCUCGAGGUGUCAGCUAUGAGCCUAUCACACCUCCUCAGCAAGCUGUGCCAGUUGGUGUGGAGCCAGCCUACAUCGCUAAUGAGGAGACUGGUCUGUACACUGCCAUUCCUGAGAUGAAUACUAUGCACGCGUACAAUCCCAUGGCCACUAUGCCACCAUCGACUAUGGCUGGACCACAAUUUACACAAGCCACGAGAGCGUUCGCGCCAACAUACCCGAUGAUGGAAGGUUCGCCAACUUACAAAGCACGAAGGCGACGGUCUAGCAUUCCUUCGUCCAUCAUGAAUGCUGUUGCUGCCAACGCUGCAGCUCAGCUACACAACAUCAAGACAUCUCAUAUGCCACAGAGACCAUCCGAUCUCCGGCGAUCGAUGUCCAGCUCCGUCAUACCAAUGGCAGAGCGUCAUGAAAGCACCGCAACACCACCGCCACCGUCAUCACACCCAUAUCCUUCGACCUUGGUGUCUCGAGAACAAUUUCAUGAUUACUCUCGACAUAGCACGCCACUCGCAAGCCUGGAAGAGAACGCUUCUGAGCCUAUGCAAUUCCCAAACUUUGAUGGCAACGACUAUACCCAGUCAUUGCAGACUAGCCCAGCUUCAGCUCAACGGCCAGGUCCCAUUCGACGUGCUAGAAGUGCAACAAUGAUGGAGCUCGGUGUUCCUUACAAGUCUCACUCCUGCCCAAUUCCUUCUUGUGGUCGACUUUUCAAGCGUCUCGAGCAUCUGAAGAGACACGUCCGAACACAUACUCAAGAACGACCCUACAUCUGCAAUCACUGCAACAAGGCCUUUUCUAGGUCUGACAACCUUGCACAACAUAGACGAACUCAUGAACCACAAGCAGAUGGGCAACCAUUGAGUGGCCUGAGUGAAGACGACGACUUCGAACAGGAAGAACUAGAAUUCGGCUCAAUGGAUGACCUUGCUUCUCCUGACGAGAUGGGUCUUACUAGAUCUGACCUCCUGGGAAGAACAUCUAUGCCACCACCAACGAGCAUGCCUCUUCCACAACCAAUGCUCACACCAUCUCAACUCAUUCAGCCACAAAUGCUCGCGCAUAUGUAA